AUGACGAAACGGAGAGAUAAAAGUUCAGGCGAGACCGUAAGGAUUUAUGAUGAAGAUAAGCGGUCAAAUUGUACGCAGGUGUCGACGGAUGUAGCCAAGUCCAAAUGGAAACACCUGCGCGACAACUUUCGAAACGAGCUGAAAAAAACCUACCGGGGUAAGUGCGACGGUAUCGGCGGCACCGAGCACGACUCCAAGUGGGUCUGGUUCAAGAGCCUAUUCUUCCUGCGGGACCAAAUGAACUCAAGGGUGAUCGGCUGCGCUUUGUCACAAAACUGCGUCGGGAUGCGUUCCUCGCCGGAUGGCACGCAGAUCGAACCGCAGAUCGACAUUCUUGAGGGCCACGAGGAGACUCAGUUCGACGACUUGGACGGUGACUCUUGCCAGUCAUUGCUAUCCAACGAUGACGGUCUACAUCAGGUGAUGCCGCCGCCAAAGAUGAACAAGAUAAUCAGUCGGAAACGAGCGCUAAUGGACGCGAUCGAAAAUGAUUACGGCGUGGAAGUGGAUCGAAAGCGAUAUGAAUCACUGCAGAAGAGACUGGCGAUCGGUCCGGAGGACGAGGACGACACCUAUCACUUCCUCAUGAGCGUACGAAAUCCCCUGAGAAGCCUGUCGCUCGAUAGGCAGAUGUUUGUUCGUCUCAAGAUCCAGGAGUUGGUCUACAACGAAAUCAACUCGCAAAAUCAACAGCAGCAGCAGACCGCAGGUCGUGGAAUCUACGACGCUUCCUCACACGGCCAAGAUGUGAAACCCCCGCGCGGUAACGGCGGCAAUGGCGUCGUUGGCGGCGACGUCGUCAGCGACAUGGCGAAUCCGGCGUCGUUGCUACAGAACUGCACGCCCGAGGGCUCCGGCGACGAUGCCUUCUUCGGCUGACGAGAGCCCGUUUGCUGUUUAAUUCGCUAAUA
Messenger RNA from Trachymyrmex cornetzi, 911 nucleotides. RefSeq lists its product as uncharacterized. The coding region runs from base 1 to 879 and encodes 292 amino acids. The record is from RefSeq and is a predicted model, not a curated record. Gene Ontology annotation, molecular function: DNA binding. NCBI's taxonomy places the organism in Eukaryota, Metazoa, Arthropoda, Insecta, Hymenoptera, Formicidae. The transcript has 3 exons.